Molecule: messenger RNA, 927 nt
Organism: Macrobrachium nipponense
Lineage: Eukaryota; Metazoa; Arthropoda; Malacostraca; Decapoda; Palaemonidae
Product: cilia- and flagella-associated protein 58-like
Exons: 1
Coding region: 1-927 (308 amino acids)
Source: RefSeq, a predicted model, not a curated record
AUGCGCCCGGAGGAUCUUGGAAUUCCUGAGGAUGACGACGAAGGCGAAGACGUGAAAGCUGACUUUGUUGACGAAAUGACCCCUGACGAAGACCCUAACUUUGACCAAGACUUCGACAGUGAAGUGGAAAUCUAUGAGCAGAACUUAGCCAGUGAGGGCGAUAAGACCGAUGACGAAAGCAUUAGUCAAAAGACUGAUGAAUACGUAUUAAGGCUUGAGAAGGAUUUUGAAAAGUCUCGCAUGAUAGAACUGAAAGAGAAAAUAAAAUCCCUGAUAGAAGGCAGAGAAAAGAUGGAGCAAGCCACACGAGACUUGGAACGACUACUCGAAGAGAAGGAGAUAAUGAUCAAUUUGAUGCCUGCCGAAAUGGACAGACUCAGAAAAGAAAUAGCGGCAAAGACAAAAGAGACCGAAAAGCUACGAAAGGAGAACGAGGAUAAAGACUCGACUAUACUCAUCCUGGAAAGCACGGUCGUAGUUCUCGACAUGGAGAAGGAGACUUUGCAUCGGGAUUUGAGUAAAAUGGAAGAUGACAGAAAUCUGACUAAAGUCCAGCUGAACAAGCAGGAGGAGGAGUUACAGAGACUCCAAGAAGAGAAUCGGAGGAAACAGAAGAACAUCGAGGUUCUUCAGAAGGAAAAUGAGCUGAGGAACCUGAAGAUUAACGGCUUAGAAGAUGAAAUAGAAGAAUGUAAGAUUGAGAAACAGAGGGCUGACGAAAAUCGGCAACAACUGCACCUAUGUCAAGCAGAAUUAGCCGAGAGAAAUGUGGAGGUAAAAGAGCUCAAAGAACAGAAUGUCCAGAAGGACAGAGAAAUCCUGAGACUGGGAGGUGAAUGCUCCCAGAUGCAAGAGGAAAUUAUCGUUCUCUUAAAAAUGGUUAAAAGUGUUGCCGCAGAAAAGGGAAAAGGAAAAGGAAUUGAAUGA